CGGCGCCUCACUCCUCAGUGAAGUCCGGUCGUCCGUGGCGAACGCAAGCGACCGCACCCCCGCUGUUAGGGUUGCUGCCGAGAAGCCCUGAGGAAACCGUACCGCCGCCAGCCGUCCUCCCUCGUCGCCGACGGCCGCUCGUUUCUCAUCUCUUUUACGGAAAGCAACGCGGCACUAAUUCAAACGUCGAAAUACACCUUAAAGAUGCCGCGGCCAGUUUCGAAAGGAACUUCUCAAUUAUCGGCACGGGGACAGACGGACAGGCGGCGGCCACCGUUUCUCAGAGCUUCCACCAAAGCCAAGGAGACGGAACGAACCAGCGGGAGUAAGAUGGAUUCUGCACGCAGCGGGGGUGCUAUAGAAGAACAAGAUAGUGAUGAAGACCUGUCGCCAGAUGCUUUAGUCAGACAAAAUUAUGAGCUCCGUCAUCGCUUGGAACAGGAAACCGCGAGUUACAAAAGACGUUUGGACACGUAUCGGCAGGCUCAGCAGCAUCAAGCUGCCCUUGUCUCGCGGUUACAAGCUAAAGUUUUGCAGUAUAAACAGAGAUGUUCGGAACUGGAGAAUCAGAUGGCAGAGACAAUUCCGUGUGACUCUACUAAACUCGCGACAGCCACGGUGUCCUCCACCACCGUGCUAGAGGCUGCCCAUCAGACACUUCGGGAUAUACGCGAGGAGCAAAUUCACGAUAUGGAUACUGCUUUGAAAAAGCUCGGAGACGAACGGCGAAAAUGUGAGGAACUUUUACAACUAAAUUCAUCCCUGAAAGAUCAACUCGAGGAGUCCCAUCAGACAAACGAGGCACUAACCAAUGAUUUGCAAAAACUAAGUAACGAUUGGGAUAUAUUAAGAGAGGAAUUAGCUAUUAAGGAGGACGAGUGGAAGGAAGAAGAACAGGCAUUCAAUGAAUAUUACAUCUCUGAGCAUAAUCGAUUACUGAACCUGUGGCGCGAUGUUGUCUCCGUUAAAAGACUGUUUGCAGAAAUGAAAUCCACUACGGAGAGGGAUUUGUCCAAAAUACGGAAUGAAAUCAUUUCAUCAUCCAACGAAAUGACAUCGGCGUGCAACAGUGCGAAUUUUACUAUGAAGCUUCAAGCAAGUGCAGUGCAAUCCACGCCGUUCCAGAAAGUACAACUACAGGAGGAGGAACAGGCUGUGACUAUUCUAAAAACAGAGAUCACGGCACUGAAGCAACAGCAUGCUGCCGAUCAGCAUGAAAUUCGUACCAAAGACGACCGGAUAGAUCAGCUGAUUCGAGAAAUUCGCAACUUAGAAGAGAGAUGCGGCGUUUCUGAGGCGACAGUGGCCCAAACCGUGCGUAUGCAGGAAGAUAUUGAGGUACUGGAAUCCGCGUUACGAGAUAUCGCACAUGCCGUGAUUCAGGAUGCCGAGAGUCGGGAUGCCGACGUUAAACAGGCAUCCCCGCACAUCCAUCUGUCGCCGCCCAGCGGACUGAUUCAGCAGAGAUCGCCGAAGAGAAGCACGCGAAGUAACACUAUACCGGCGUUUGCCGAAAGCACUAUAAGCGCGGUACGAGCGGCUCUGCAGAAAUAUCAGUUGACGAUACGCGAGUUACAGAUAAAAUCACAAACGAGCAAGGAGCAAAUUCUAAUGAUGCGCAAGCAGUGCGACACCGCGGAGGAAAACGCUCAGACGUUAAAUACCAAAGUUGCGGAAUUGAUAUCUCAGUUGGAUACAUGUCGUUCGCAAUGCGCGCAACUGGACCAAGAGAAGGAAAUGCUGCAGAAGAGUUUCGACACUGUGAAAUUGGAGAAGAAUGCAUUGGACAAGAAUAAAAUGGAACUUAAUAGCACGAUGGAGGCUCUCAAAAGUAAUUACGAGAAACUUCAGAAGACGAAUAAUAAAUUACAGAAACUGUGUGACAACUUGGAAGAUGAAAAGUUGUAUUUGCAAAAUGAGCUUGGCAGAAUAUCGGAGGAUGUUGAUUUAAAGGAAUUAAGUUUACGGUCGGAGGAGGACAGAUGCAGUAAAAUGAGAGAGGAGCUUUUGACGUUGCGAGAAGAUUUGAGUAAAGCUCAUCUUGCCAAGGACAUGUUGGAACAGCAGAAGUUAGAAACCGACGGGUUAAUCUCUCAGAUCGAAAAAAGCAAAGGUGAUCUUGAAUUGGAACUGGAACGUAUACUACUGGAAAAGUCAGAUGUACAGGAGAUUUUGAUAAAAAUGGAAGCAAUGUGUUCCAAUCAUGAGCAGGAUAAGCAAAGAUUGCAGGAAGAAUUGAAAAAAAUGACAGACGAGAAAAAUAAGCUCGCGAAUCAGUGCAUCGAUCAACAAGGGGAUCUGAAUUCAUUGAGAAAGGAAUUGCUGCAAGCCGAACAAACUCGCCUUGACGUACAAUCCGAGAAAGUUACGUUGAACGAAAAGAUUAAAUUUCUGGAGAUAGAAAAGGAGAAGGUGGAAAUGGAAUUGGGCCAAGUGGCGCGCGAACGCAGCGACUUAAGUAAUCAAUUAUCGGUCUUGGCGCGAAAGAAGGAAACGUUAAACGAGGAGCUCAUGAGACUUAGACAAAGAUUAGAACAGUCCAACGAAAUGAAUGCACGAAUAAACAGAAACUUGAAGGAUCUCGUGAAAGAUAAUGAGGAGAAGCAGGUACUCUUAGAAACGAACGAAAAGGAAUUUCAAAGACUGCAAGAGCAAAUUGCUUCAAUGCGCACUGAGAAAGAAAUAUUAGAAGGAGUAUUGUUCGAUACUCAGACCAAUUUGGAAGCAACGCAUAUCAAGAAAACACAGUUAGAGAAAGAGCAAAAAGAGAUAUUGAUAAAACAGGAAAGCUUGAAGGGUCAGGUGACGCGACUAACGAAAGAAGUGGAAAAUAGUGAAAAACGUGCGCAAGACAUCAAACAAUCACUUACGCAACAGAGUGGCGAUCAGAUUGCGGAAUUUCAGCAGAUUAUAUCCAAUAUGAAGAGACAAUCGGAAGAUAGCAUAAAGAAACUAAACGACGAAAAGGAGCAAGUGAGAAUAACUUUAGAGAAACGGUUACAACAGUCUCUAUCACAAGUAGAGGGAGAGAAAAAUGAAGACAUUAAUCAGCUGCAGCAGCGAAUAGAGGAAUUGCAGCAACACAUUGAGAAUUUAUGUAAGCAACAUGAAGACGCGCUUCUUAGAGCCGAGAAUGAUAAACAGCAGGCACUUUUGAUAGCUCAUCACGACCAACAGGCUUUAAUCGAAAAAACUGACACUAUUAUGCGCGAAUUAGAAGAAGAAAAAAAUACUUUAGAACGUGUUAAAAGAGAAGCCACGGCGCGUGCCGAGCAAGAGCGAAAUAAUACAAAUCAACUGCGCGACGAAUUAAAUCGUCUCAAAACAAAGUUGGAUGAAACGAAGCUGAGGGCUAACGAGGAAAAAAUGAAACUUGACUUAAAGAUAGAGGAGCUCUGGAAGGAACGGGAGUCCACGCAACGAGAAGUCGAAGAAUUGCAAGUUCAACUGCACAUGACGGAAGAUAAAGUAGACGGCUUGCAAAAUCAGUUACAUGAUACUAUCAGGAAACUCAAAGACUCUGACAAUGUUAAUGAGACGAUGCGCAAAGAGCUAGUUGACGUACGACGACAAUUAGCGGAUACCACGUAUGAGAAAGAAAAAUAUAACAACAGUAACAAAGAAUUGCGAGAACAUGUGAAGCAAAUUGAAAGCGAAAGAAGAGAACAAGGAAGAACAUUGGAGGAAUCGUACCAGAAAAUAGCAACAUUGGAAGAUACGAAAGCAACCAUGGACAUCGAGAGGACGCGCCUGCAGGCGCAAUUACGCGACAUGGAACGCGACGCGUCGCAACUGCAGCAGCAGCUUCGCUUCACGCAGGAUGAACUGCAGAAAUGCCACGAGAACAAUUCCCAGGCUCAAAACGAAGAAAAGGAGUUGCAGGCCAGAUUGGCUAAUGAGAUCGAGGAGAGAGAGCGGAUACAACUGCAAUUGCAUCAAGUGAAGAAACAGGUAAUCGACUUGGAUAACAGCUUGGAAGUUACUCGGCAAGAACUUGGCAAACUGCGCGCGCGAGCGGAUGAAGAAGAUGAAAGAUGGCGUGCCCGAGAGCAAGAGUUGCUGGUGCGGCUCGAGGAUAGCCGCUGUCGCGAAAGAAAAUUAGAAGAUCAGAAACAUAAUCUGGAAGUUUGCUUGGCUGACGCCACGCAGCAACUGCAAGAGCUGAAGGCCCGCCUUGGAGGGUCCGAAGGCAGGGUAAGAGCGCUCGACGCACAAUUGUCGCAGUUGGAGACUGCUAAAAAGGAAGUGGAGCAGAAAUUGAGCAGCGUAGGCUCCACGCUACGCCGUAUCGCCGGUAUCCAAAUGGAUGGAAGCGUAAACAUGCCGUUUAAAUUAAUGAGCCCUUCGAGAAGGUGGAGUCCAGCACGUGCGCAAGAUCAUGGGGAUAGUGGCAGAGAUAUUAUACUGGACGUUGAUCCUGAAGCCGUUAGGAAAGGAGUACGAUCGCUUAUGCAACAAGUUGCUCAAAUCGAACGCGAGAGAGAUGAUCAUAAAACAGAGCUGUGUAGCUUGAAGAAGCAACUGAAGGAGUCUCAAGAGAACCAAAGCAACACAGAUGUAAAAGUCACCAAUCUUUUGACUAACAUUCGGAUGCUUCAGGAAGAGAAGAAAUCUAUGGAAGCAAAACUAACUCAAACACAAACUAGCUAUCAAUCACAGCUAGAUGCAUUCCAGCACAAGACAGAGGAGUGUGAACAAUUGUGUGAAAAAGUUACAACCUUAGAGAUAAAGAUGAGUACUGAGUCGGACGAGAAGUCUCAGUACGAGGAUAAGCUAGAGAAAAUGAAACAAGAAUUGAACAGGUUGGAAAUGGAGAAGCGUAAUCUUCAGAAAGAGGUCCGUCACAGCGAUUCUCGUGCAACAGAAAUGGAAUUGCACAGAAUGUCUCUAGACGGUGAUCUCCAAAGAUUGCAAAUGAUGCUUCAAGAAAAAGAAGCGCACAUUCAAAAACUACAAGACCGCUUUGAUACACAAAGCCGUACCAUGGCGAGUUUAGAGGAACGUUGCGCUUCGUUAAAAUCUACUAUAGAACAAUUAAAACUAUCGUUGGAAAAAGCAUCUGCUACGGAAAGCGAGCUCAAGAGUGAAAUAAAUUUAUUGCAACACAAUGUAAUGGAGGUCACUACUACAUCUCAAAGUAACAAUGAAAAACUCAAGCAGCUGCAGAAACAGCUUUCGAAUGCCGAAAAUGAUCGUAGAAUAUUAUCCGAACGUUUGGAAACGGCUCAGCAAACCUUGAACAAUGUAAAACAUACCAAUCAGUCAUUAAUUGAUCAAAAUACACGGCUGCAGAAUGAGCUAGCUAAUAAUGAAGUACAGCGAUCGGCUUUAGAAUCGCAAUUAAGAUUGUCCACGUGGCCACCGGAAGGCAGCACGACUAAAGACGAUGAACUAUUGCGUCAAUUGCAGACUGCUCAAAGAGAAAGAAGCGAGAUGAGAGGAAAAGUAGAUGCUCUCAACGACAAGGUGAAGCUAUUAGAAUCUGACAAACGUAAUUUAGAGCGUCAGAUCACUUCGGGCAAGUCUAGCGGUAUUCGAAGCAAGAGUUACGAACGUCCGGAAAAGGCACAUAUAGAACUCCUAGGCACUAGUUACAGCCUCGACAACUUGGAGCAUGAAAAUAGAGAAUUGAGAUUGAAAAUACGUAAAUUGGAGACUCAAUUAGCGGAGAAGGAGACCGAGCUUAUACGCAUAAAAUCAACUUAUAUCCAUUCCUCUCAUCCGCUAUUGGAUACGAGCCGUGAUAGAAGCGGAGAAUUAGAACGGAUCAGAGCCGCGCAACUGCAAGCCGAGAAAUUAUUAGAGGCGAGAGAACAGAGCCAUCGUCAGCAAGUAUCACGUUUGGAAAAUCAGAUACAAUUGCUGCGGGAGCAGCUCAAUCAAGAGAUAAAGCGCAGGCAACUGUACGUUUUACGGAGCUCGCGAGCCGGCAGAGAAAUGCAACAAUUGCGACAAGCGUUGGGCGACUCUUUGAGAACCGUGGCGCAAGAUCCGUCGCUGGACGCGAUGUUACUGGAGCACGAAGCGCGUAAAUUGGACUCUACCCUGACGAGUAGCAGUAGCCUACCGCCGUCAUUAGCUUUACCUGCCCCAUCGUCCUACAGAUCCGGCACUCCGUCUUUGGCUCGCGAGUGCGCAUCUCGGGUUCGAUGCUGGACACACGGCCUCCGUCCUGGAUUGUUGAUUGUCGCCAGAAUAAAAGGACAGCUCGUGAUGUCUGACAGCAUUAAAGUGGCCAUUAAAGUCCGGCCGCUCAUCAAGCGAGAAAAGGACGAGAAUUUAUCGAUACAAUGGGUGUCCCAAGGAAACACCAUCGUGGCCACCGACGCCGAUUUGAGGAAGCGAGCCGAUGGGCGAUUCGAGUUCGAUCACAUUUUUGAUGUGAACGCCAGCAAUAAUGACGUGUUCGACAAUGUCGUGAGGCCUAUUGUGGACGCUGCUGUAAAUGGAUUCAACGGUACAGUAUUUGCUUACGGGCAAACAAGCUCUGGCAAAACGUAUACUAUGAUGGGUAUAGAGGAAGAACUCGGUAUAAUACCCCUAGCUGUUGAACAUAUGUUCGAUGCGAUAGCCAACACCCCAGGACGCGAGUUCUUAUUGAGGGUAUCAUACUUGGAGAUUUAUAACGAGAGAGUCAACGAUCUCUUGUGCCAAGCCUCGAAAGACUUGAGAGUACACGAGGAUAUCAAUGGCCAGGUGUUCGUUAAGUGUAAGGAAGAGGUUACAAAUUGCCCAGAGAAUGUCCUUUCAAUAAUGCAUAAGGGUAAUAAAAAUAGAAGGAUAGGUGAAACAAACAUGAACGAGCGAAGCAGCAGGAGCCAUACAAUAUUUAGAAUCACGAUUGAAAGUCGAGAAGCUGCUGACUCGGAUGGUGCAGUUCAAGUUUCGCAAUUAAAUAUGGUAGAUCUCGCUGGUUCAGAGAGAGCACAUCAAACUGGUGCUACUGCAGAACGUUUUAAAGAAGGACGUCACAUUAACUUGUCGCUGUCUACAUUGGGUUUGGUAAUAAAACAGUUGAGUGAAUCGCAAGACUCCCAAAAAUAUAUAAAUUUUCGAGACAGCAAGUUAACGAGGCUGCUUCAAGCCUCUCUAGGAGGGAACGCGAUGACGGGGAUAAUAUGUGCAGUAACACCGGCUGCACUAGAUGAAACACAAUGCACAUUAUCGUUUGCAGCUAGAGCUAGAAACAUCAAAAAUACCCCUCAACUGAAUGAAGUUAUGUCUGAUGGUGUACUUUUAAAACGUUAUGCGAAACAAAUAGACAAAUUACAUUCAGAGUUAGAGAGAAUGAAGCAGCUGACUCAAACUGCUGAUUUUCAAGAAAUGGAAUCCAAGAUGCAGGAAAAAGAUCGCAUUAACCAGAAUCUGGAAGAACGGAUUAGAUUGUUGCAAACUCGUAUUGUCACUUCAGCUAAUUGUAAUAACACAGUAUCAUUUAAAACUAAAAAGGAAAAAAGGAGACGGACUUGGUGCGGCACCGGUGGAUACAAAGCAAAUACAUCUGCAUUUCAAAUGUGCCCGAAUUUGUCACCAAUCAAAGAAAUGUCGCCUAUGAAAUCACGUAAAACAAAACCAACUGACAUUAGUGAUAUAUCGUUCGAAAUAGCUUUUACUGAUUUUGAACUAGAACUGAUGAAGCAAGCAAAUAGUAACGAGGAGAACGAUAGCGAUGAGGACAACUUUGUAACAUAUCGUAAGCGGUGUGUUACAUUUAUGGAUAAUGUAAUUGACAAAUCGCCUGUAAACAGCAACAAUAAUAGCACUGCAUCUGAGAAAGUUGAUAUGUCUACUCAGACUCAAAGCUAUCCAUCAUCACCUGGUACACCAAAGCAAACUCUACGAGACACAAUUCGUAGCUUAACAAAGGAAUAUGCACAGCUUCAAGAGUUUACCACCUUAGAGAAACAAUUAUUCAAUGAAGAUCAAUUUUCUGAACACCAGGAAAAAAUUGCAAGGUUUUCACAGUUAGAAAAGCAGCUGGAAAAUAUUAAAUCUGAUAAAGAUUCUUUCGAGUACAUAGCAUCUGAACUUCGUAAAAAGUUAACUGCAGCUGAAUUACGUUAUACUUCGGCAGAAGAGCAAUUAAACGCGCACACGGUAGAGCUACAAAGAGUACUAGAUUUAGAAAAGAAGGUCGCCCAAUUAUCUGCGUAUGAAACAGAAGUGCAAAACGUUCCAGAAUUACAAAAACAGAUAGUCCUUCUUACAGCUGAAAAAGAUGGAUAUGAACAUGUUGCAUCUGAACUGCGAAAAAAACUUACGGAAGCUGAACAACACAAUAUUUUGUUACAGGAUAAAUUAACAACACAGAAUGGUGAAUUAGAAGAACCACUUAUAGAAUUUUCGUUUACUAAGGAGAUUAUUUCUUCCGAAAAAGAUGAAUUACAAUGUAAAAUAACUGAUUUGCAAAAUAAAUUAACAGAAGCAGAAUUAAGCAAUAAUUUAAUGAAAAAUACACUGGAUGAGCAACAACUAAUAAAAGAUUCAAUAAAAAGUAAAUUAGAUGCACAGGAGCAGUAUAUACAAAAGGCUUCCAACCAGAAUGAGAUGCUUGCAAUCGAGAAAAAUGAAUUUAAAGGUAUGAUUAGUGAAUUGGAAGAGAAAUUGAGAGAAGUAGAACUAAUGAACAGUUCACUAAAAAAUCAAUUAAAUGAGUAUGAAGCAACAAGUAUGUGUAAAACUGACAAUUCAGAGCUUACUCUUACAUCUGAGAAUAAGUCUGAACAGAUUAUUUCCGAAUUGCAAAAGAAAUUACAGGAAGCAGAAUCGUAUAAUAAUACAAUUAAGGAGGAAUUAAAUGUUCGUCAAGUGGAAGCAGAAAAAACUAUUGAGAAACAGAGGACAUCUGCUGAAAAUUUUGCAGUUGAAAGAAAUAAAUUGGAAGAAACCAUUCAUAAGCUGCAAGAAAAGUCAAAGGAAAUGGAAUUCGACAAUAAUUUAAUGAAGGAUAGACUAAAUGAACAGGAAUUGCAGUUGCAGAAGAAUCGUGAGAUGGAAAAAGAAAUUGAAGAUCUUACGUUGAAAACAAAAGAAUUCGAGUUUUUUGUUCACGAGUUGACAGAGAAAUUAGCUAAUGCUCAGCAUGGUACUUCAAUAAAGGAUGAAACGAAUGGAGAAGAAUUCCAUAAGAUCCAGCUAGAUGCGCAAUGUGCAAGUCCAGUUCCUGAAAGAAAUGAACAACAAAAUGUGGUGCAACAACAAUCGAAGAGUCCCGGAAAGGACUUUGUAGACAGUCAGAGCAGAGACGAAGUUAAUCACCUAAAAAGUCAUAUAAAUGACUUGCAAAAUAUUGUUCGAGAUAUACAGAACGAAAAUACAUAUUUGAAAGAACAGGCAGCGAAAUCGACAUCAGAUAACGAGUACAACUUGAACAACGGUGACUCGUCGAGAGUUAUAGAUGACUUAUCAAUUACGAGGAUGUCUCUAGACGAAGAUAGCGUUAAGUUAUCUGCAGAUCUUGUUUUGAAAAAUCAGGAAUUAGAUGAAAUAAAGCAUGAUGUGCAAAGUUUGAAAGCGGAUAUAGAAAACUUACAGCAAACUAUAUAUUUAUUAACAACCGAGAACAGCGAAUUGGCAAAUAAGUGGACUACUGAGAAGGAGUGUAACGAGAGAUCGGCUAAUCAAUUUCAGCAACUCAUCGAUGAGCUUUAUACGCGAAAUUCUAAGAUAAUGGACGAAAAACUCGAGCUGGAGAAUAAUGUAUCAAGUCUUAAUGAACAAUUAGAAUACUUCCGCUCGAGAACGCCCGAGGUAGACUUGAACGAAGAGCAGAUAAUUCACAAGUAUGAGGAACAGAUCAAUGCAUUGACAGCAAGAAAUACAGAAUUGUUGUCCAACAUUACAGACAAAACGAAAGAACUCGAGAUGUUGAAAGAGAGUAAGUCGCUUCUGUAUGAACACGAUUGUACAUACAAGGAUAAAUUAAUGGAUCUUAAGGAAAAACAUGAAUAUUUAACAGUUGAAAACAAUGAACUUUCCACAGAUUUAAUGGACAAGAUCGAAGAGAACGAAGGAUUAAGGCAAGAGUAUGACAUUCUGAAAAGUAAACUGGAAUUAUCAUUGACGAAUAAAGAGAGUAUCAGUAACAAUGAUGCGGAACAGCUGAGAACAGAGAAUACUUUAUUAAAAACCGAAGUGAUGGAACUGAAAGCUAACGUAAAAUCUUUAACUGAAGAAAACUCGAAAAUGUCCAAUCAAUUAAUAGAAGCCAUAGAAGACCUAGAUAAUAUACGAACGUUUAAUUCGAUUUCUUGCAACAAUACCAUGCAUCUGUCGACUUUAUUUAACAAUGAUACAAUGGAUAAAUCUAUAUUAAACGACAAUGCCGAAGUAAAACUUUUAAGUCUGCAAGAGCAAGUUGAUCAUCUCACGCAUCUCAAUAAAAAGCUUAGCGAUUUAAAAUUAAGUCCCUGUACUCAGUGCACCCAUUUGAACGAGUUAAAUGAAAGUCGAAGAAUGCUGAAGCUGGAAGUGAAGACUCUCAGUCGCAAAUUGGAGAGCUUGCAGAAAAAAUUCAACAGCAAAUCUGCAAAGAGCGAUGCACUUAUACUGAAGGCUAAAGAAGACGUUAACGUAAGUGUGUGCAAUUUAUCUCUUAAUGCCAGUUUUUCGGAGAACAUGAAUGUCAGCUACGUCGAAGAGAGACUUCAAACUCUAACUAAUGAAUUACAAAUUUUGAAAGAGGAUCAUAAUAAGCUGUCGGAUUUAUAUCAAGAAAAGUGUAAUGAAGUUGAAGAGCUGCAAAAUAGUACGAUCACGGAUUCAACAACCAAUGAUGUGAAUUCCAGCAUUAGGAAAUCCCCAAGUAGGACUUCAUUGAGACUAGAAAAUAUCGUGGAAGUUAUGAACAAUUUGCAAAUUGAUUUCAAGAAGAUAAAGGAAAACAAUGCAAGUGUCAAGUCAGAUCUUACGAAGUUCAUUAACGAGAAAGAAUCACUAGUGGAAGAAAUUAAUACAUUGAAGACUGCUAAUGAUCAGUUGUUGCAGAAAUUGUCGGAAAGUGAACUCAUGCAUACCACUGCUUUGGAGAAAGCCGAUAUUCUCGAAAAUGAGAUACAAGAUAUAACGAAAAAACUACAAGAAUUUACUGUAAAAUACAAAGAGAUUGAAAAUGCAAAGUUGCUCCUGGAAAUCGACACUGAAAGUUUAAAAGAAGAUAAAGAGAGGAAAGAACAGACAAUAAACGAUUUACGUCAAAGCUAUUCCUGCUUAGAACACGAAUUAGAUCUAGUUAAGAAAGAGAAAGAAGCGUUGAACAACGAUAUUGUUCUUAUGGAGCACAAAUAUACGGAAAAAGUAGAGUCACUAGAGGAAACGAACAAGCAGUUAAUCAACUCUAAAGCAACUAUCUCGGAGGAAUUCGCUAAUUAUUCUAAAGAAUCGGAAAAUAGACUGACGGAACUUAAUGAAAAGAUAAACAAGUGCACUUUCGAGAACGAUUACCUAAAACAGGAAUUGAUCAAGCUGCGCGAUAUAGAAGAUAAAUUUGAGAUGAUAAAAACUGAAUACCAAUCCAAGUUGCAACAAGAUAAAACAUUAGCUAACGAUAACAAGAAACUGAAAAAUGUAUUGAACGACGCUUCUAAGAACAUCAUCAAGGAGAUCAAGUCUUUCAAACCUAAUCUCGAUACGCAGGAAUUCGUGGAUAAAUCGGUAGAUGAGCUAUUUCAGGUAUUCCUGGAGACUAUUAUGAUGAAGGAGAAGGAAAUUGUAAAGAGCAUGCGAGAGUUUUUCGCUAAAGAGAAGCAAAAACUCGAGGAUCAAAAUCGGCAGACAAUGGACGCAGAAAAACGUACGUCUCUGUGGGCGAAAGAACUGGAAUGCGAGAUAGAGAAACUUCAGAAGGACUUGUCCGAACGAGAAAUUGCAUCCGAGGGUUUGCGGAAAGAGAUUGCGCGCUUGGAACAACUUUUGCAAGAGGGUAAUCGCGACAGAGAGAUAUUGAAAGAGAAGAAUAGCCUGCUCGAGGCAGAUCUUACUAACUUACAAAUUGAAUACAAUAAAAAUUCCAAGAUCGACACGGUGAAUGAAGAGGCGAUUAUUAUCGCGCAGAAACGAGAGAAGCAAGCUCAAGAGGCGGUUAGAAAUAAAGAAACAGAAUUUCAAAUGAGGUUGAAUUCGGAGAAAGAGGCGUACACUAAGCGGCUCGAAGAUCUCACGCGCACAAUAGAGUCGUUUAAGACGAAAAACAUGGAACUGACCAGUAACAUCGAGGGUCUUGAGGCUAAUCAGAAGCAACUGAAGAACAUUAUCGACCUAAAAAGUAACGAGUUGAUGAAAAACAAUCAAAUCAUUCAAAACAUGCGGUCCGAGCUGGAACAGUUCACGGAAGCUUGCAACGAUUUCCACAAGGAACUGGAAACGAAGGAGUUACGUAUUACAGAAAUGAGGACACUUCUGAAGACUAAACGCGACGAGCUGACAGAGUAUAAAGCUAAUCUCGAGAUAAUCGAGCCCGAGAACAAGUUGUUGAAACAACAGCUCAGCGAGAGGAAAGCCAGCAUAGAACAGUACCGGAUGGAAAUAGAGACUCUGAAAAUGAAAAACAAGGAGGAAAUUGACGCGAUUAAAGAUCGAUUGAAUUUCGAGGAGCUGAAGAAUAUCGAACUGAACAAGCAAAUAGCUGAAUUGAACAGCAAGAGUGUAGCCUCGGCGGAAGAGGUGAACGUUCUAAGAGACAAUUACGCGACAUUACAACGUAAGUGUGCGACGUUAGAAAAGCGAGUGAGAAAUAGUACGAGUAAGGUCCUGGCUGAAGAGCAAAUGGAAGAGCUAAAAGACUUAAAUAGAUCUUUGCGAAAUAAUUUGGACGGUGCUAGUAAUCGGAUAGUGGAGUUACAAGCUGCAAAAGGUGAUCUGAUGAAGCAAAUGGUUAUUUUAAAUAGCCAAUACGACAUGGCAUGCAAAGACAAUCAGGAAUUGAAGGAAGCGCUGUCAUCGUUCAAGUCAAGGCAUAACGACACGUACACAGCCUGCGACAAGUACGACGAUUUGCUACGAGAGAAGAACCAAAUUGCAUUAGACUUAGAAGCGACAAAGGUUCAGUUGAAUCAGAAGAACAAAGAUAUCGAGAAUUAUAUUAAGGAGAUAAAGGAAUUGACAAAAAAGAAUGCAGAACUGGAUCAAGAAAUGGACGACUUGGUAAAAGUUAUUCAUGACCACGACGCUGAGAACGCGAGACUUGAAGAUAAGUUCUAUACGUGUCGUAACGAGGUAGACGAGUUACAAGAGAAGAUCAAAGCUCUUGAGACGAAGGAUCAAAAUGAUCAAUCGCAAACAAGCGCGUCGUCCUCCGACAAGGCUGAAAAGUCUCACGAUGAGUGCAGUUGCGCGACGUUGAAAAACAAGAUACGGGAGUUGCAGCUGGAGAUUGUGUCGAGGAAUGGAAAGAUCGCGACGUUGGAGCUGCAAAUACGUAGCGGAAGUUUCCCUUAUCAGACGAAGUGCAAAGAGCUGCAGGAACAUCUGUCAGCGUAUAGUAACAAGAAUAGCGAGUUAAAAGCGGAACUUAAACGACUGCGAAUGGCCAUGUUAUGUACAAGCGCGAAGGAAUGUGAUGUAUGCAAACAGAGACUUGUUAGUAGGAGACAUCAAGCGUGUCAAACCAUGCCGAACAACGUAUUACGAUUUUGUGGCACGAGCAGCGGCAUAAUCGAAGAGCACGUAAGAAUAACAAAGUUGGAGAAAGAGAAGCAGAUUAUGAAGGAUGUGUGUCGUUCUCGAUCCAAAACUAUAAAAGAACUCGAAAAGAAAGUAGAGGAAUAUGAGAAGUUGUUGUGUCCUCAACAUGCGUAAUCUACGAAGACAUUUUAUCCUGUUAACAUUAUGUAAUUUAUGGCCUUCUAGUAAUAUGUAAAAACAACUUAAUCUAAAGUUUCCAACAUAUAGAAUGUAUAAAAU
This is a messenger RNA of Vollenhovia emeryi, 13899 nucleotides long. It is a transcript of the gene Root, whose product is annotated as centromere-associated protein E. The coding region runs from base 205 to 13794 and encodes 4529 amino acids. Gene Ontology annotation, biological process: microtubule-based movement; mitotic cell cycle. The transcript has 37 exons. Lineage: Eukaryota; Metazoa; Arthropoda; Insecta; Hymenoptera; Formicidae. Gene Ontology annotation, molecular function: plus-end-directed microtubule motor activity; microtubule binding; ATP binding. Gene Ontology annotation, cellular component: microtubule. The record is from RefSeq and is a predicted model, not a curated record.